GGCCCAGAUCCUCGAGAAAGGACAUCACUCUCCAGUCUGAUCACUGUCAAAGCUUCACAGUCCCACGGAUCAUCCCGCAACUCUAGCAAUGGCCUCUUUCACCUCCCUCUGCCUGGUCGUCCUCGUCGCCUCAUGCCUUGUGGCUGACACUCUGGCCUUGGGCUACGGUUUAGGAAUGAAGGGAAUGUACGGAGGUCUGGGAAUGUACGGAGGCAUGGGAAUGUACGGAGGUAUGGGCAUGUACGGAGGUAUGGGAAUGUACGGUAUGGGAAUGCCCUUCUACGGCGGAUACGGAUACGGAAUGGGAUACCCCAUGAUGGGAGGUCUCGGCAUGUACGGAAAAUACUACUAAUUCCUGUUCAAGCGUUGGGUCAUAUACGGCGUAAAGAUGAUGUCUUUCACCAUUGUUUUCUUGUUCGAAUAAAAUGUUUACACAAAUCUAUACAAGAAA
Messenger RNA from Aplysia californica (California sea hare), 451 nucleotides. Its product is annotated as neuropeptide-like protein 28. The transcript has 3 exons. NCBI's taxonomy places the organism in Eukaryota, Metazoa, Mollusca, Gastropoda, Aplysiida, Aplysiidae. The record is from RefSeq and is a predicted model, not a curated record. The coding region runs from base 89 to 352 and encodes 87 amino acids.